GCAGCCAGCUGUGACCUCUGGUCCAGAUCCACAGAGGAGGGUCACCGGGCCGAGGUUCAUUCACCGCAAUCACAAGCAGCUUUAUUGCACAGAUGAGGAACGUGACUCUGGAUUGGACAAAGCUCCCGAUGUGCUGACUGACAGGCUGCAGUGUAGAGAACACAAGUAGACACACUGUGAACAACAACAGUGCAGGGAGGGAGUUAUUAUUAUGUACAUGAUACACAGAGCAAAGGAAGCAGGAAGUAUUAUUGUGCAGGUGUUAUGAGCCUGGUCCGGUUCUCCGCCGUCGUUCCCGGUCUGAAGUUCCACACCACAGCCUCUCCCAUGACGGGUGCGACGGUGCAGCAGUUCGAGGAGGCCAAGAGCAAACUGUCGGCGCUGAAGAACGACCCGGGCAACGAGGUCAAGCUGAAAAUCUACGCUCUCUUCAAACAGGCCACUCAGGGUCCCUGCAACACCCCCAAACCAGGCAUGCUGGACUUUGUCAACAAGGUUAAAUGGGAGGCGUGGAAAUCUCUGGGCUCCGUACCACAGGAUGAAGCCAGGCAGCAGUACUGCGACCUGAUUGGCUCCCUGGUGGCGGCAGAAGGUGGAAGCUCCGCCCAGGUGGCAGCUCAGCCCGCUGGGAGCGGGACGACGUACGAGACGCUAUUGGUCACCACGGAGGACGGCAUCACCACCAUCAAACUGAACCGACCGGCCAAGAAGAACGCCAUCACUACUGAGAUGUACUCUGAGAUCAUGGCAGCUCUGCAGCAGGCGGCUAAAGACGACUCGGUCCUCACUGUUUUCACUGGAGCUGGAGAUUUUUACUCCAGUGGAAACGACCUGAGCAACUUCACCAAGAUCCCCGAGGGAGGGGUGGAGGAGAGCGCCAAACGUGGAGGAGAGCUGCUCAGCAGGGAGUACGUGAAGGCCUACAUCGACUUCCCGAAGCCGCUGGUCGCCGUGGUGAACGGACCGGCUGUGGGGAUCGCUGUCACAGUGUUGGGACUGUUCGACCUGGUCUACGCUACAGAGAGGGCCACCUUCCAGACUCCCUUCAGCCAGCUGGGUCAGAGCGCCGAGGGCUGCUCCUCCUACACCUUCCCCAAAAUAAUGGGCCUCGCCAAGGUACACACAGAAGAAGAAGAGGCCGCAGCUGACUUCUUUAAAAGCUCAGACGGUUCAAUGUCGUGUAAAAAUUCAAGACUUGGGCCGGAUAAGAAAGCUUGAACUUUUACCAACAUUUUUAUUAUCAACAAAAACAGACACCAAUUAGAAUACAAAAGUUCGGUGCAAAAUAGAGUCCCAUUCUGUUACCAGAACAGAGACCCGAGUCCACAUGAAAACCAUGUAAUGACUGACUUUCACCUUCUUUUCUAGCUCUGUUUGUUAGCUUUACAUCAUCUCUUCGCUCUCUUUCCUACUGGGUCUGGGUCUAGGAAAGUCCCUGACUGCCUGCUCCUCCUCUCUGUGUCCUCUGCAUGCACUCUGCUUGAUCGUGCCAUUUCAUCCAUAACCUGACUUUUGUGGAAUAAACUGGUGUUGUUUGUGCUCUGUGCUAGAAACAGGACAUUCUUACUGUGAUGGACUAUA
Molecule: messenger RNA, 1581 nt
Organism: Micropterus dolomieu (smallmouth bass)
Lineage: Eukaryota; Metazoa; Chordata; Actinopteri; Centrarchiformes; Centrarchidae
Product: enoyl-CoA delta isomerase 2-like
Exons: 9
Coding region: 265-1218 (317 amino acids)
Molecular function (GO): fatty-acyl-CoA binding
Source: RefSeq, a predicted model, not a curated record